This is a messenger RNA of Rhopilema esculentum, 6121 nucleotides long. RefSeq lists its product as uncharacterized. The record is from RefSeq and is a predicted model, not a curated record. Gene Ontology annotation, molecular function: RNA binding. Lineage: Eukaryota; Metazoa; Cnidaria; Scyphozoa; Rhizostomeae; Rhizostomatidae.
GCGCUUCGUUUUAACUCCAGAACAGUCGCAUAUUAAAGAUGUGAUUGUUCAAAAAUAGCUCAAAAUCUGGUUCCGAAAUUUUCCAGAAAAUUCUCGUUUAUCUCUUUUAUUUUCCAUUACGUUAAUUAAUGUUUGUUUGAAAAGGAAGUUCCAUCAUUUGCUUGUUUUUUGCACUCCUCUUAAUUAAGAAAUCAUUGAAACAAUACAAAUUUAGAAACCAGGAAUUACAAUGGUCUUUAAAGGCAACCAUUUAAUGCAGUGGAUUUUCAGGGUUUGUGCAGCCAUGGGAGACUUCAAACAUGGUUUCAUCUAAAGGUAGGCCAGAAUGCCUGAAACUGGUUCUGGGUUUAGAAAAUUCAAGGGACAACAGACACUCGUCGUUGUUUUGCUUUUAGGAACAAAAACAUCCUUUUUCUGGAAAACGUAAAGUUUUUUAAGAUGGUUUAUGAUAUUUUCGCAGGAGAUUGGUAUCCCGGUUGAUCAGGUUUGGGGGGCAACCUGAGGCACGUUUUGCGACACCCUAAGUCCUUUAAUGCUUUCUAUUGGUUUCUUUGUCUUUUGUUGGUUUCUUUCGAAAAUUCGAAAUUAUUUCAUUAAAUUUCUAUUUUCAUAAAAACAUAAUUUUAAUUGUUGUUUGUUUGUUUUGCAGCACGUGUUUGUGGGUUCACCUGUUUCUGUUUGGCAUUUUUUUAAUCAGGUGUUUCUGUUUGGCAUUUUUUUAAUCACUUGUCACCGUUUGACAUUAAAAACAAAUACCAUAAAAGAAAUCACAUUUUCCCUUGAUCUAUUUUUUUAGAUUCUUCUAAAUGCUUAAAAUGCAUAUAUUGCAAGAAUAAAAUAAAUACCUUUUGGUGCGAAAAUUGCAGAAACCCAUGAACAGGUGUAUUAAUAAUUUUGUUUAUUAUAUUAAAUUGCAAUCAGGCAUUUCUGGCUGAUGCACAAUGAAUUUCUUAAAUUUUGCAAAUAAUUCGCUGCCAGUUACUUAAAAACUGGUUAAAAUACUUUCGAUAGUUGCAAGAGACAUUUUCUUGUCCCACAGACAAUAAAAUAGCAGGUACAACGAAGGUAACAAAGAAACCUCUUUGCUUCUAGAAUCCAUUGGUGUUUCAGAAACCAUUUUUCAAAAUCUAAAUCACUCCGCCCAGUUUUUACCGUUUGCCAAAACAGUUUUAUUUUAAACGACUGUUGGUUGCUGUUGACGUUAAACCUAAAAUGUUUACGUCACGAUAAAUAUUAAAAUAUCGAGCAAAAUCCAUUUGGAUUAUGCAAGCGAAAGGACUGAAGAUUUAAAACUGAGUUUUGCCUUGUUUAUGGUUUCUUUCCAUCCACAUAAUUAAUUAAAACUAUUCAAUUUCAGGGCGGAUAAAUACACAAUGUCGUGUGAAAGCAGCUGGUAAGGUAUGUAUAAAAUGUUUACAAAAUUUAAAAUCGAUCUCUCUGAAAUGCAGAAGAAGCUUGUAAAACCUGUUUAUAAGUUAAGUUGCUGUUUGUUCAAUUUCGUAACUUCGGCAUCCCUUGUUCCCUCCCAAAAUUUUGUUGCCAAUUCUUCGCAAGGGCUGUUUCAAAAUAAUUCAGAAAUAAAGUUGACAAAUAUUCCUGAACUUUUAAGUCUUGUAAAUUGUUGUUUGAUUUUAAUGUUUUUGUUGUUUAAUUUUAAUGGUAUUUGCCUAAAAAAAUAGCAAAAUCUACAAUUUUAAAAAAAGCGCCAAAAAAGAUUAUUGUAAAAAUAAAAUAAAAUCGUUUUGCAUCACGUGUUUCGCGCUUUGCUCCAGUCUCCCUUGCAGUUCCUUUCUGUAAGCGUGUUUAAAUCACGUGACAAGCGCAUAAGCCAAUCAAAUCGAUUGCUCGCAUUGCGACAGCACGCCUCGCGUUUAAAAGACAUUUUUGGACAGUUUCGCUUCAGUUCAAUUUUUUUUGUUCAGUUCGGUAUUUGAGUCAACGUUUAGCGCAAAAUGGACAUGACAACCUUGAAAAACGCUGUAAAUAACAUUGCAGUCAACCCAGGCAAUGAUCCACAUUCUGUCCACAAGGCAAAUCCUGGAGAAACCGAUAUUCCUAAUCGUGUUUUUGUGAAAGGAUUUCCACGUGAAGCAAGUGAAGACGAUUUGAAGAUUUUUUUUGAGGAGUAUGGGAUGGUGCAUGAAAGCAAAAUUGUCAAAGACAAAAGUGGAACUUCAAAGGGCUAUGCAUUCAUCACAUUUGACAGCCAAACUGUUGCAGAGAAGGUGAAACUUCUCGGCAACGUUGAAUACGAAGGCAAAGAGAUUGUAGUCGGGCCGGCAAGAGUCCGCCAGAAGCGUUCCUCCCUCUUCAAAGGCCGCCCUGAGCAACUAUGGCAGUCAGUUGUGCCUGGCGUGCAGCAGCCGGUUUAUUACUCCGUUUCUCAAGAUGGUUCUUGGUACUUCCAGCCUCCGACACCUCAGAUCGUGUCUGUCGUCCCAACCAACCAAAUGUCGUCCUACACGCAAGCAAAUUAUUUGCCAUCAAACCAAUACCAACUGCAAGCCUAUCCUCAAGGCCAGGUUCAGUACACAACGAGCCCCGUCACUGCUCCAGUUGUUUCUACAAACUACCCGGUUGGCAACGUUGGUGAUUUAUUCAAAGUUGCCAGAAAAACGUCGGGAACUGUUCUGCCUUUGACGCCCCCUGAAAGCCCAGAAUACACGAUCUCAAAUGGAAGCAACUGCUCGCCAGUUCAGUGUGUUCCUGUUUAUGAGGGAAGCUUAAUUGGAGAAGAACCAUAUGUGAACCACGCUGGACAGGCAGAGAACAUUGUGAUGUUAGAACCAGCUGAUCGCAAAUUGAAGAGAGUAAUAAUGAAACGUGAUGGCACUGGACGAAUAAUCCAGGCGAAUCCAUGCACUGUUUGCAAUGGGCCUACAAUUCCAAAUGUAAGUGUAAACACAAUUACAAACACUACGAUGACCCAUGAGGCCUAAGCAUGCUGCUGUGUAUUUGUAAGCAGAGGUAUGUAUCAGAAAUAUCAAUAAACAGAUUUAAAAUGUUUAUCUAAAUUCUUCAUUUGCUCUCGACAAACCAAAUAUAAAUUGCGUUUUAAACUGGUAUACCUAAUAAUAUUUAUUAACUAUAUAAGUCUCGAUUGGCGCCCUGAUCUAAAACGUUUCAAUUAAGUAUACAAGGUCGAUUUUAAAAUAACUUGCGAAACAACGAAUUGAUGAUGAAAAAUUAUAAAUAGCUUUGAUAUAAAUUUUCUGAUCCGAACUUAAUGGAAUUGAAAGUUAAAAUAAGCGAAUUUUGAUUUGGUAACAAUCCAUGAACAUCAAUAAAACUGUGUAUUCCAAAAGCAAAACAUCGCUAUCAAACAGAAAAAAUAUUUGUUUUAUAUUCUGUCAAUAGAAAUCGGUAAGAGAGAAAACUCAAUUUUACUCAUCAAUAAAUGCUACUUAAUUUUCCCUAAAACCUUGGGCUAAUAUGAGGCGCCAAUUUACAGAGAAAUUUUCUGUCUCGAAACAGGGAAAAGAUUUUGUUUAGAAAAUAAUAUCCUGUGUCGUAAUUACUGUUGUUCUUAGAUAUAAUAUACUAAAAUCGUAGGGACCCAGCUUACGGUUUUACGACCAGCUAUCAUAAACUAGGGUUUGUUAACACAAAGGAAUUGCCUUUAAGACAUACAGGGUGUUUAGUUGUAAUUUUACCAAAGAAACUACUCAUCGUUAAAGAAGCUUUAGUUUCUGAAUUUUUUUUCUUAGCGAUAAAUCGUUUAUUAAAUUUCCCUAAUAAUGUGUGCUGCUCUGAAAAUUUUGGUAGCUGGUCAUACCGUAAGUUUCUGGAGUGCCUUCAUUCUGUUCUGUUUGAAUUCUUUGUAUACUUUGCAAUGCAGCACACUUUUGUAGCACGUGCGCUUUGUUUCUGUUCAUAUCUGACAGAUAUUCGUUUUUACCCGACGUUAGAGAUUAAAGUUUUAAGUAAGGAGGAGAAUCAGAAGGAGAGGCACAAGCCCUUCUUAGGCCACGGCCUUGUUCGGUUCUAAAAUGCUUCAAUUCAUGUAAAUAUUCCUGGCAAUAGAAUUAUUUUAUCCCUCAUUUUGCAGAAAAACUCUAAAAUGGUUUUCUUAACUUAAAGAUCGAAUCAUACAUUCUUCCUUCUUUUCUUUUCGGUCUUUGAAAAUAUUCAAGGAUAUUUUAAUACCCAGAGCAAGUUUAGCUAGUUGCUACAAAAGUGUGCUUCGCAGAUGAUAUUUUAAGAAUUGUCCACUAACGAGGGUAAUGAUUAAUCUUUUUCUAUUAAUUUCAAAUUAUCAACUUUCAAAGUGAUAUCAGAAAUAUCAAUACCGUGUCUCGAAAGUAUUUACUACUGUAAACAUCAAUGAAUAUCUAUCUUUUUUAUUAAUCUAUCAAUAUAAACAUUAUUUAUUUAAUCAAAUUUCUCUAGCAAGCGUACCCAACUAUUGUCAAUAUUGCUGCUUCAAACUCACCACAUUUUACUUCCACAAAAAACUCAAUUUUCCCGUAGAAGGGUGAAUGCAAUCAAAGCUAUAGAAUUAAAGCCUCAGCUAAUUCCUCAGCCAAAUCAUUUAGAUUAACAGAAAGAAUCGCCCUCCAAUCUUUGUAGCAUUGCAACGGGUAAGCUUGCAUAGAGAACUUUAUCGUCACCAAAGCGUUCAAGCUUAAAAUAUUCUUCGUAUGAAGUCCUUUGUAUAUACACGUGGAUCUUUCCUUGAUCCUUCCCCCCAUGAACUAUAAUGGCAGGCGAAUGUCUCAAGUCGUAUUCUUUGAGCAUCAAAUGUGCGUAGGAAAACUUAUUUUAUGUUGCUAUGAAACAUCAAAUUGCUUCUUAUUUGCCUGUCAUUGUUGUCCUUGCUCGGCCUUGGCUUGAUAAACAAGAAGCAUUGAAAAUACGUCUUCCGUCGAGGAAUGUGAUUCAGGCAUCUGAAUGUCACUUCAAUAACCUGCAACUGAAAAUACAGACAUUUCCCCGUUGUAAGUCCUGCAUAUUAUAUAUUCCCUUACUUAUCUCAAGCGAAAUAAAUUGGUCCUUGUCAGCUUUCCAAAAGGGUUCCCUUGCUUCUUGUUCGUCCUAAAUUUUGAGCAGAAAGCCUGGUUGCUUGCUCGAUUUCUUUAAGUGCGUUUAAACGUUCAUAGUUAUUUAAGUUGAGUUUUAUUAAUAAAAUUAUUCUAUUUUCAUUCAUGAUCGUUCAUUUUCUUUUCAUUUACAUAUAUUUUCGCGUGGAUUAUGUAAGCGAUUGUUCCUUUCAAUCCCGUUUAAUUGUUAUCAAUGUCGUCACUGUCGUUAAGCAUUAAAACGAAUUUGGGAUGAUAUCUAGUCUAACAUCGCCUGUAUUUACUGUAAGUCUUAAACGAAUUUAAGUUGUCAUGACAUGAAAAUGUGUUGCAGAACAGAGGAAAAAGCAAUUCCAUUUUCCGGUCCAAAGAAAAUUGAGAUAAGAUUUCUAUGUUCUCAGUUGACAGGCCAUCUUCAUACCUCAUGUAUAAAUACCCUAUUGAUGCACCAAAACGAGCAUCCUCCUAAAUUUCAAAUUUCUUUAGAUAAGUCGAUUUGUGUUUUAGUCAACUCAAGCUACAUACAUGCAUAUGAAUAUUAAGAUUGCAAAGGGCAUGUUAGAAAGGUAUUCAUCCCAGCCAAAAAUUCCAAAAAAAUUGCGUCUGUUAGUAAUUCUUGUACCGUUUUAGUUUUGAAAUCAAGUUUUUUUGGUUGUCUUUAAGCACUGUCUAUUAGUCUGUGAACCAGCAAGAAUUAGCUUCCUGUUAACUGUUAGACUGUUAACUGUUAUAUAAAAUUAAUUGUUAGAACAGUUGGCUUUCUUAAUACAAUUUUAUCAAACAUCGGAAAAGUUUACUUGACAAAUUUUAAGGCCAUUACCUUCUGGCUAAUAGACAAGUGCACUUUAGAUAACCAAACAGAUUUUUGGUUUUUUGUUAUACAAUUCAUCGUUGUCUGUUUCUAAUCAAAUUGUUACACAUUUUAUGCAUCGUUACUAUUUGUUACACAUUUUUAUACAACGUUACACAAUGUUACACACAUUUUGUCUUUAAGUUUUUAGUUUAAUCUUAAAAGAAUUUCUGUUGCGAAGCGUUACAUCGGUUCGACAUUUUAUUAUUAGAUAAUCCUAGUUAAGUAGUUUUAAUUUUUAAAAGUUUUUAGU